Drosophila persimilis is the source of this 630-nucleotide messenger RNA. RefSeq lists its product as uncharacterized. The record is from RefSeq and is a predicted model, not a curated record. NCBI's taxonomy places the organism in Eukaryota, Metazoa, Arthropoda, Insecta, Diptera, Drosophilidae.
AUGCCGUGCCAGGACAUCAAUGGGGGCUCUGGCGUGCUAUUUGAAUUGAACAAGUGUCAGCGUCGAGGGGAAACAGCGUCGAAGCUGUCGCUCCGCAGCCCGUGGCCCCCGCCGCGCCGCCCACCCCUUUACGCCCAUUCUCAGAUGUUGUUGUACAGCAUUUGCAUGUCCUGCCAGCUUCCAGUCCUGCCGGUUCGACUACGGCACGACGCUCUCAAAACUCAAAAUAUUAACACUUUAACGCCAAGUUUUUUAUCCGGCUGCCGGAAACAGACAACACAGACAUACACACACACAUAGGCACAGACACAACACAAAUACUGAGCCCUCGGCGGCGGCGGCAAAACGCCAUGUUGGAUUAUUCAGCUCGACGCCAUUUCGCGUCACAAUGCGCGCUAUGCGCCGCCAUCAUUGCACUCGACAGCGAACGGCACGGCACACGGCACAAGGCACACGGCACAAGGCACACGGCAGCAGCAGCAGGAGCAGCAACAGCUAUGACUAACAACGUUAGUGGCACACCCGGCGGAUGAAGUUGCAAUUCAAAGUCAUAAACACGUGGAGCGUGGGCGCAAAGUCUAAGCUAAGCCGCGAAGCAGGCUGACACUGGCAGCGGCAGCAGCAGCGGCA